This is a messenger RNA of Rhinopithecus roxellana (golden snub-nosed monkey), 659 nucleotides long. RefSeq names its product Purkinje cell protein 4 (gene PCP4). NCBI's taxonomy places the organism in Eukaryota, Metazoa, Chordata, Mammalia, Primates, Cercopithecidae. The transcript has 3 exons. The record is from RefSeq and is a predicted model, not a curated record. Gene Ontology annotation, molecular function: calmodulin binding; calcium ion binding. The coding region runs from base 186 to 374 and encodes 62 amino acids. Gene Ontology annotation, cellular component: cytoplasm.
GCCCUUGCUGCUCUCAGAUGCCGGCCAGGCUUGCAGACAGGUGAAUGCAUUUCAUUGGCUCCAGGGAGGCGUGAUGCCACCGGGCAGCUCUUUUUAAGAGAAAAGCCAGAACUGGUGGAGCGGCGACCCCUGAGCAGUGUUCUCUGUGCUGAGCGGCGGGACUGAGCUGUUGAGUGAGAGCCAACAUGAGUGAGCGACAAGGUGCUGGGGCAACCAAUGGAAAAGACAAGACAUCUGGUGAAAAUGAUGGACAGAAGAAAGUUCAAGAAGAAUUUGACAUUGACAUGGAUGCACCAGAGACAGAACGUGCAGCGGUGGCCAUUCAGUCUCAGUUCAGAAAAUUUCAGAAGAAGAAGGCUGGGUCUCAGUCCUAGCGGGAGAGCCCCCUCCUAUUCCACCUGAAAACACCAAACUCAACAUUACCUGUCAAGAAAUUAAAAGAACAACACCCUAGAGAGAAGUCAUCCACACAGAAUCCACACACGCACAGCAAACCUCCAAUGCAUGUACAGAAACCUGUGAUAUUUAUACCCUUGUAGGAAGGUAUAGACAAUGGAAUUGUGAGUAGCUUAAUCUCUAUGUUUCUCUCCAUUUUCAUUCCUCCUGCAACUAUUUUCCUUGAUGUUGUAAUAAAAUGAAGUUAAGAUGAGUGAAUUCAA